CCUGAAACGAACGCACCAUGGUUCGAGCGAGCUGUCACUUUUUUUACUCGCGCGUGUCCGAUCAUGUUCGUGUUGACGGUGUUUGCUGAAGUUUUAGGGGAAACCCGGAUUUUUCGCGUUGAGGCGGUCGUUUAAGCCAAUUGACCACAUCCGGCGAUUGGCCACCAAGUUGCCGAACGCGAUCCUAGUGUUGGUUGGACGGAUGUUCGAAGUUCGAAUUGGAGCGUCUCCGGGAUGGCGGAACUUUGGGGACUUCUUCCACACGUUUCCGGCAGAAAAAAUCUGCCGAGUCACCGAUCCGGAAAAGCAAAUUUGAAAUUGUCAAUCAUUUUGGGGACUUCUCCCACCGGGUUCGCUAACGGGACACAACCCAACGGAUGCGUUCGAUUGGGAGAGGACCCGGCGCCUGCUGCGGUCACUUUCGGCCGUGUUUGUUCCGGAUGGUGAGCUCGUCUCGCCUGGAGGCGAAAAUCGUUAGGUGAGUUCUGUGUUGGGGCUGCGCAGCUCGGAAAACUUUCAAACGUCAAGGAGAAGGUCACGAUUUUUUUUAGCGGUACGCAGCUGAAAAGUAACAGAAACGGAAUGUAGCGUUUCACGCCGUGCAAUUUGUUUUGAUGAGUGAAUCAAAUAAUUUGGAUUUGCACAUUUCAAUGCAACUGAAAAUUACAAAUAAAGUUAUAUUAUUAAUGUAAAAAUAUUGAUAAUCCAGAGCUGCUCAUCAAACCGAAUCUCAAAACGCUGAAUCUUGAAAGGACGAAAAUCAA
This is a messenger RNA of Culex quinquefasciatus (southern house mosquito), 764 nucleotides long. RefSeq lists its product as uncharacterized. NCBI's taxonomy places the organism in Eukaryota, Metazoa, Arthropoda, Insecta, Diptera, Culicidae. The coding region runs from base 235 to 447 and encodes 70 amino acids. The record is from RefSeq and is a predicted model, not a curated record. The transcript is spliced from 3 exons.